Molecule: messenger RNA, 573 nt
Organism: Eremomyces bilateralis CBS 781.70
Lineage: Eukaryota; Fungi; Ascomycota; Dothideomycetes; Eremomycetales; Eremomycetaceae
Exons: 2
Source: RefSeq, a predicted model, not a curated record
GUGUCUAGCAAUAGCUUGACGAUGGCCUCGUGCCCGUUCACAGCGGCCCACCACAGCGGUGUUCGGCCGCACAUGCCCUUUGAGUUGGCGUCGACCUGGCCCGUGUCCAGCAGCAGCUUGAUGAUGGCCUCGUGCCCGUUCGCAGCGGCCCUCGACAGCGGUGUCUCGCCAAAAAAGCUAUUCUUCGAGUCGGCGUCGACUUGGCCUGUCCCGAGCAGCAGCUUGACGACGCCCUCGUACCCGCACGUAACGGCCCUCCACAGCGGCGUCCCGCCAUCAUUAUCCUUCGGGUCGGCGUCGACUUGGCCUGUCUCGAGCAGCAGCUUGACGGCGCCUUCGUGCCCGUUCGCAGUGGCCCUCCACAGCGGCGUCAUGCCAUACAUAUCCAUCGAGUCGGCGUCGACUUGGCCUGUCCCGAGCAGCAGCUUGACGAUGCCAUCGUGCCCGUUCUCAGCGGCCCUCGACAGUGGUUUAUACUUCGAGUCGGCGUCGACUUGGCCUGUCUCGAGCAGCAGCUUGACGACGCCUUCGUGCCCGUUCGCAGCGGCCCUCGACAGCGUUGUCCACCCAUAA